Molecule: messenger RNA, 1530 nt
Organism: Ixodes scapularis (black-legged tick)
Lineage: Eukaryota; Metazoa; Arthropoda; Arachnida; Ixodida; Ixodidae
Exons: 2
Coding region: 55-1530 (491 amino acids)
Biological process (GO): proteolysis
Molecular function (GO): aspartic-type endopeptidase activity; nucleic acid binding; zinc ion binding
Source: RefSeq, a predicted model, not a curated record
CGUUCCAUUUCGAACGUCCUCCUCGAUUCCUGAGCCGACAUCUUAGCCGCAAGCAUGGCUGACUGUGACCGGCCACCACCAAACUUCCUGGACAAGGCCGGUACGCCACCGAUACCGUGGAAAUCGUGGCUACGAAUGUUCGAGCGAUACAUAUUGGCUACUGGCGCUCAGGAAUAUUCCGCCGAACGACGCCAAGCAAAGCUGCUCAACUGCCUGGGGGUCGAAGGCCAGCGCAUCUAUGACUCUCUACCAGCUCCCGUUGGACCGGCGCCAGCAACGUCACCGGCGGGAGACGCUCAGCAAGCCCGGCAAGCGUCUCGCGACGUGUAUAGAGAGACCCUCACGGUUCUCGAGGCUGAAUUUUCGCAGCCGGUCAACGAGACCCUGCAACAACUCCGGUUUCACAUGAGAAAGCAGCAAGAAGGAGAAUCUCUGCGCGACUUUCUCUCAGCACUCCGAGCAUUGGCCGUGCCGGCGAACUUCGGUGCCGACACCGAGGCCGUCAUCCGCCGACGGUUCAUGGUGGGUGCUGCUUCCGCAGAGAUUCAAGAACGCCUGGUACUUGACGCCGCGCUGCCGUUCAGCGUGGCCUUACAGACUGUCUUUAAUUUGGAACGCUCACGCCGGGAAGUUCGAGAAUGGGCAUCGGCAACUGCGCCAGCUGCGCUGUCGAUGGCGUCGGAGGAGCACGUGACCACCUCCCACGUCACAGGGCGCGCAACGAGUCAACCUCAGCCGAUGAUGUCAUCUUUGCACGAGCCGCGGCGCUCGCGCCGUGAGUCACCUGUGCGAUCUCCGACGGCGCGUUCUUCAGCUGCUUCAGCCCGGUCAGUGAACGCACGCGCUUCGCGCUCGCCUAGCCAGCAGAGCUGCGUAACCUGCGGCCGUAGCGGCUAUGGUGGUUUCGACCGUGGCAGUCGUCAACAGAGCCCUGGACGAUCGGCGUUUCGGCGUUCGGUGCGUUUCGAAUCACCGCGGCGGCAACCAUCUCCAAGGCGUAACUACGGCUACGGAAGAACAUGUCCCAACUGCGGUUACGGUCAGGAACACUGCAGGGGCUAUGACGUCUGCCCAGCGAGAGGUCAGCACUGCGACAACUGCGGUCGUCGGGGACAUUUUUCACGCGCUUGUAGAAGUGUUCGCCGAUCCCUGCUGCGCCGCCUGCGUGAUCAAGUUGAGCAGAUCGUCGACGACUACUACGAUGACGGCGACGAGCAGUGGGAGGUGUCCCACAUUUCCGGACCUUCUCAAAGCAAGCUGUACUUAAACAUCCAGGUAUUUGACUCGACGCUGCAGUUUCUUCUUGACACGGGGUCAGCCGUCUCCAUCGUGGAUAGUGCCAUGUUCGUCCGGUAUUUCGCGAGCAAGGCGACAGUUGUACCACCACCUGUGAAGCUCCUGAACCUUUCUCAGCAACCCAUCACCAUUCUGGGAGCAUUCGAGGCACCGGUAAUGUUCAGGGAGCGUGCGGCAACAGUACUUUUUUACAUUGCUGACCGUGGACGAAGCGUCAAGUGCAUUGAGAAAUGA